AUGGGUGCUUUCCCGGAGUCUUCCGGGAUCGUCCUUCUCACAGGCUUUGCUGCAUCGUCUAUUUCCACUGUGAUUACAGUGCCUCGUGCCGAACCUGCUUUUGAGCUCUCAUCUGCACUGAUGCCUCCAGCCUCAAAGUCGUCCAAAGACCAUGUGCAUAAGGGGGAGAGUCGGUCUGGCGCGCCUACUCCCCAGCCGCGUUGCAGACGCCAGGCAUUCUCUGAAAACGAUGUGUUCGACCCUGGACAUCGCCGGCGCUAUGCGUGCAAAUGGCUCGUGCGUGGGACAGAUGCUCUCAAGACAUUAGCCGAGCGUGGCCAGAUUGAAGAUGCACUUUCGGACACGGAAGAAUAACCGCCUACAUAUAAUCCACC
Mycena citricolor is the source of this 374-nucleotide messenger RNA. The record is from the annotation of a GenBank genome assembly. NCBI's taxonomy places the organism in Eukaryota, Fungi, Basidiomycota, Agaricomycetes, Agaricales, Mycenaceae.